Molecule: messenger RNA, 1590 nt
Organism: Coccidioides posadasii C735 delta SOWgp
Lineage: Eukaryota; Fungi; Ascomycota; Eurotiomycetes; Onygenales; Onygenaceae
Molecular function (GO): protein binding
Source: RefSeq, a predicted model, not a curated record
GAUUAAACAGAGCCCAAUUUUGCUAUCCAAAUGGCGAAACGAAAGAGGGAAGAGGCUACGGCCCGAGAGGAUGCAGAACCCCGGAAAUCCCAAAAACAAACAGCUGAGGCACUAGCUCCUGCAUCGAGAGAUGAGAUCACAAUCCAGAUCGUGACAGGCUCAUACGAACGGGUUCUCCAUGGCAUUGCGGCGACAAUCUCUCAGAGCUCCCUGCACACCACAACCGAGAAGGAGGGGGGAGUUCAAUUCGUUGAUACCUUUCUCUUCCAUGCACAUGCCUCAGCAAUCCGCUGCCUUGCUCUCAGUCCCAUCGCCGAUGAUUCCUCCCUGGCGCAAAACGUAAUACUCGCCAGCGGUGGGACUGAUGAACGUAUCAACCUAUACACCCUCUCCGCCACCACUACACCGACAAACGAUAGCUUCCCUUCCGUCCCGACCCUUGCGGGAAACAAAAUCCUUGAAAACCCGAAGAAUCGCGAACUGGGGUCGCUGCUUCAUCAUUCGUCCAGCAUCUCCGCGCUGUAUUUCCCCACAAGGUCCAAAUUGCUAGCUUCGGCCGAGGAUAAUACGAUAUCUGUGACAAGAACGAGGGACUUGUCGGUUGUAUCUACGAUCAAGGCGCCACGACCAAAAGCUGUGGGGCGGCCGAGUGGUGACACCGCCCCAGCAGGUGCAGCUCCCGCGGGGAUCAAUGACUUUGCGGUACACCCCAGUAUGAAGCUUAUGUUGAGUGUUGGGAAGGGUGAAAAGUGCAUGAGGCUCUGGAACCUAGUGACUGGCAAGAAAGCUGGCGUUUUGAACUUUGGACGAGAUGUAUUAGAGACUGUCAAGGAAGGCAAAUGGAGCAAUGGAGAGGGGAAGAAGAUUGUGUGGGACUCUGCUGGCCAGGAGUUUGCUGUGGCAUUCGAUCGCGGUGUGGUUGUGUUCGGCAUUGACUCCGUGGCAAAAUGUUACAUCCUACCGUCUCCUCUGACAAAGGUCCAUCAGAUUAAAUACGUACAAACGGGUGAUGAUGAUGCAGAGGAGUCCAGCACCCGCGAGCUUCUCGCCGUAUCCACAGAGGACGGUCGAAUUUUGUUCUACUCUACCGAUGGCGGUUUAUUGGAGCAAGGUGAAAGAUCGAACGGCAAGUCUUCAAUUGCUGCUGCGCAGUUGAGGUGCCAGUUGGGCGGAAAAGAAAAAGGUCAAUCUUCGAGAAUAAAGGAUUUCGAAUUCUUACAGACGAAAUCCGCCUUGGGGCAUCCACGGACUCUCAUCAUCGUCACCGCUGGAAGUGACGGGAUGGUGAAGCUCUGGGUCCUGGAUCCGAAGGAGUUAUGUAGCAACGAGAAAUCUCGAGGGGCGGAGGGCAAAAGGAAAAAGAAGGAAAAGCAAGCCAGCCGAGAAGGACACGGGCCGGUGGAUGUUGGGCGAUUGUUGGGAACGUAUGAAACCGGAAACAGAAUUACAUGUCUGAAAGCAUUCAUGCUGGCGAAAGCGGAAGGGGACGAGGAGUUGUAUGAUGAGUUUAGCGGACUGUCGGGCGAUGAAGAGGCUGACGAGUCCGAGUCAAGUGGUGAAGAAAGCGAAAGCUGAGCAAUGACGAAAGGG